CCUGCCAACCCCAAAGAUGGCGGCGACGCUACAGCUUCAGCACCGCCCGGCAGGCGGGGCGCUUCCGGUGGGGCUGUGCGCGCGGCGAGGGCACGGAGACUUCUCCGCGCCUCGGCCGAGGCCCAGGCGGGGGCUAUGGGCACGGCGGGCGGCGGCGGGGUCCUGCGGCUGCCGGGGCUGCACGGAUACGCGGCGGAGUUCUCGCCCUACUGGCCAGGGCGUGUGGCCUGUGCCGCCGCGCAGUACUACGGCAUCGCAGGUUGUGGAACUCUGGCAGUGCUGGAACAAAAUGAAGCUGGGAUUGCUCUGCUCAGGAGUUUUGACUGGAAUGAUGGCCUGUUUGAUGUGACCUGGAGUGAGAAUAAUGAACAUGUGUUGAUCACUUCUAGUGGAGAUGGAUCUCUGCAGAUCUGGGAUACAGCUAAAACCAAAGGUCCGCUGCAAGUCUAUAAAGAGCACACUCAGGAGGCAUAUAGUGUUGACUGGAGCCAAACUAGAGGAGAGCAGCUAGUGGUGUCUGGUUCAUGGGAUCAAACAGCCAAGCUGUGGGAUCCAGCUGUGGGAAAGUCAUUAUGCACUUUUAAAGGCCACGAAGGGGUCAUUUACAGCACUAUAUGGUCUCCACACAUCCCAGGUUGUUUUGCAUCUGCCUCAGGUGACCAGACUUUACGAGUUUGGGAUGUGAAAGCCCCAGGAGUCAAACUUGUGAUACCUGCCCACCAGGCUGAGAUCUUGAGCUGUGACUGGUGCAAAUAUGAUGAGAACUUGCUGGUAACUGGUGCAGUUGACUGUAGCUUGAAAGGCUGGGAUUUACGAAACGUCCGGCAACCAGUGUUCAUCUUGCUUGGUCAUACCUAUGCUAUCAGAAGAGUAAAAUUUUCACCAUUCCAUGCAACCUUAUUGGCCUCUUGCUCCUAUGAUUUUACUGUGAGAUUCUGGGACUUUUCCAAGCGUAACCCUUUGCUGCAAACAGUUGAGCAUCAUACUGAGUUUACAUGUGGACUGGAUUUAAGUCUUCACAAUCGUGGUCAGGUGGUGGACUGUUCUUGGGAUGAACUAGUCAAGAUCUAUACUCCGUCAUGUCUGGCAGUUCCUGUCUAGAGAAAAAGUGAAGAUCUGGCACACCAGGAACCUUUCUCUCUUCCGUCACAACCAGACUUAUGCUAAAGUGUCAACUGUGUCACUAACCUUAGUGUCUGUUUUUAAGUAAAACUCUGUUUGAAUGUUGUGCACUUAAGCAUGUGGAGAUUUUAGGACCUGGUUUACUGUACAGGUAGUACUUGAGCCAGCAAAACCUUCAGCAGCUACUGAACAGCCGAAGAGUGGCCGUGGCACAUAGGAGCUGGUGUCUUUAGAGUAGAAUCACCAACACAAUUUUGUGAUGUCUGGCUAAUAAUGAGAGCAGAGGCCUGAAUCUUCUUGAACCUUAUAAAGAAUAAAAGUAACUGGCAGUGUAUUUUGAAAUAAUGUUACUGUAGAAAAGAAAAAAAAAGAUAAAAGAGCAUCUUUUUGCUGUGAAGUACUGUAAUGUCAACCUGAGGUUUGUAUCACUUGGAUGCAUUUAUACUUAAAUGUUUUGCUGUGACUCAUGUUGCAUUAUUUUCUUGUGCAAUAUGAUGAGUGCUCUUGAUAGACAGUAAAUGUCAUAGUUUAUAGCCAGCUGAUUUGUUUGAUCUUUUUGAUUGCUGCUUCACAAAGAUGGUAAAGAUUAUUUUCAUACAUUUUUUCUGUUAGAUCUCCUUGAGUAAAGCAGUUGAUGAAGUCAUGCAGAAAGAUACUCUGAUGAUAGAGAAAAUGCUUAGGAAAAAAUGAAGUACAUACUACACUAAUUGGAUCACAAUCCUCAAGAUCUAGAGAUAGGACAACCAUCUGUUCUAUUAGAGACUUGUCUUCUAUUUUCACUUAGAAAGUUUUCCCAAGAGAUAGAAGAGGAAUGUGACCAUAUAUUCAGUGUUUCUGGACCUCUGACAGCCUGGCCAAAGUGAAAGCUGAUGUCCAGACCAGUCAAGAGGAUGGGGCCAGACUCUUAUCAGUGGUGCCCAGUGCCAGGAUAUGGGGCAACGGGCACAAACUGGAACACAGGAAGUUCCAUCUCAACGUGAGGAAAAACUUCUUCACUGUGAGGGUGACAGAGCACUGGAACAGGCUGCCCAGAGAGGUUGUGGAGUCUCCUGCUCUGGAGAUAUUCAAAACCCGCCUGGAUGCGAUCCUGUGCAACCUGCUCUAGGUGCUCCUGCUUCAGCAGCAGGGUUGGACUAGAUGAUCUUCAGAGGUUCCUUCCAGCCCCUACCAUUUUCUGAUUCUGUGAACCUACAUACAUGCAGAUUAACUGCAUGACAUAAGCAUAGCAGAUCCAGUGUGGCCAAGCUAUGAGAAUAUCCCCAACAUGUUAUAGGUAUCUUGAGUACUUUGCGUGCCUACUUUGACCCCUCAGACCACAUGCUGAUACUUUCAUCUGAAUUUUUCUGGGGCAAGUAGAGAUGUUCAGUUUGUAUGCUUCUCCAAUCUCCUUUGACUACACUUUCAGGAUCCAACUGUGAUACUCCUGCAGUUCUCAUUGGUGCAUAUUAGACUUCUCUCCCAGUUUCCUGCUAGCUGGUUUUUUUUUUUAACCUUUUUAAAGCUGUCUCCCAUCUGCUGUUACCCCGUAUCAUCAGUCUUUACCAUCAACAGACUCUUUGCAGAUCUUUGGUCGGGUUUUCAUAGUCUCCUGUUAAUGAAUGCUGUACACUUCUGGGUUGCACCACUCAUAUAUCAAGCAAUAGCAGACACUGCCAGAUCUGCUGGAUGCUUUGGAGAAAUGAAAGAAUUCAGCGGAGCUAAGACUUGCAAGUUGCAAGGAAAGAAUGAUUAAUGUUUGUCCUUUCUUGGAGAAGGAGCCAGAGAACUUGCAGGUAGCUAUGGGAAGAUAGGCAUAUAUUGAUUUGGUGUUAGAGCAAGAAAGAAAGAAGGAAACCUUUUUCUACAGCAUGAGAAUUUGGAUCCUGAUAGGAUAUUAUAUUUUUCAGAAUGCCAUCUUCUCGAGCUGAAUUAAUAACAAAACGUAGAUUUUCUUUUUUUGUGACAAUGAGUUGCACCAAAUUCCAAAUGUUUAUUGCACCUUAAUUCUGAUUGCUGGGGAAGGAUGCAACGAUAAGGCUGUGCUGCAUACAGCUUUCAGCAAUACCAUGGGCCAUAAAAUCUAAUUUUAGGUAUUAAAAUUGAUUAUUUCAACGUUAAUAGUUACUCCACUCUUCUGCUUUAUCUCCCUUUUCUGCUUAGACUACAAGUUACUUGUCUGAGCGAGUGGAACAUUGUGGUAGUGGGUAUGUAUUUUAUAUGUGUGU
This is a messenger RNA of Grus americana (Whooping crane), 3326 nucleotides long. It is a transcript of the gene PEX7, whose product is annotated as peroxisomal biogenesis factor 7. Gene Ontology annotation, cellular component: cytosol; peroxisomal matrix. Lineage: Eukaryota; Metazoa; Chordata; Aves; Gruiformes; Gruidae. Gene Ontology annotation, biological process: protein import into peroxisome matrix. Gene Ontology annotation, molecular function: protein binding. The transcript has 10 exons. The record is from RefSeq and is a predicted model, not a curated record. Bases 136 to 1101 code for a protein of 321 amino acids.